This is a messenger RNA of Dracunculus medinensis (Guinea worm), 2061 nucleotides long. The record is from the annotation of a GenBank genome assembly. NCBI's taxonomy places the organism in Eukaryota, Metazoa, Nematoda, Chromadorea, Rhabditida, Dracunculidae.
AUGCCAGUUCUGUUAAGAAAUAAUUUGAAUCUUGGUGGAAGUAAUAGUCAGUCACGUUUUGAUUCGCAUCGAAAACUGUCACCCGAUGCUAAUUCGAAUCAUGUUGAUGUUAACCCAACCUUACCGAAGCUUAGCAGUAGACGUACAAUUUCAAUUGUCAGUUUUGCUCAUUCACCCGAAAAAUCCAAAUCUAAAACUCGUAUUCAAAGAUUGCAGUUGUUAUAUAAAAAGCUUAAAUUGCAUCUUCUUGUACCAUUAUUAUUUAUUAUUUUAUAUAUGUUCAUAGGAUCAUUUUUAUUUUUAUGGUUUGAAGCGAGUGAUGAACUCAAAAGAAAAACUCAUAAAUAUGAUUUAUUUGUGCGCGAAAGAGAAUUAUUUUUGAAACGUAUGGAAGAAAUUUAUUUGGACCAAGCAGCUGCUGAAAUAAAUUUACGAAAACUUUUUACUGCUCAAGCAAUUGACUAUUUUCAUGAACAAAUCGCAGUUUCAUUCUCGAAUGAAACUGAAUGGUCAUUAGCUACAGCGCUUUAUUAUUCUGGCACAGUUUUCACUACUAUAGGAUAUGGAGACGUUGCGUGUAAUACGGUGGGUGGCCGAAUUGUGACCGUGGUCUAUGCAAUUAUUGGUAUCCCUCUAAUGUUGAUCACUUUGAAUGAUUUGGGCAAAUUUUUCUAUGCGGCGAUUAAUUGUGCUGUAAAAAUUGUCGGUGAAAAAAAUUCGAGUUUGACGAAAUUUUUGAGCAAAGGCACGGAUAAACCAAUCGAUGUCGAAGUUGGUGAAAAUAAUACUGUGGCUGAAAAUAAUGAACUUAAAUUUCAACUCAGCACCGAUGACACAACGAUCACGUUGGAUGAAAAACAAGUGGCACCUGGUCCACCACCAAGGAUGCCCGUCACCGUGGCUAUUGGAACAACUGUCGGCUGGAUCUUUUUUUGUGCAGCACUUUUCAAAAUUUGGGAAAAUGACUGGACUUAUGCCGAAAGUUGCUACUUUAUGUUCAUCAGUUUAUCGACAAUUGGACUCGGAGACGUUGCAGUUAAGCGAAGGGAUUUGAUGGUAAUUUGUUUCGUAUUUGUUAUAAUUGGUCUUUCACUGGUCAGUAUGUGCAUAAAUGUUAUUCAAGCAGCGCUUGAAGAUUUCUACAUUCGAAUACUUAUGAAAAUUUUACUUGACUAUCAACGAAAAUUAGCUGAAGGCGAUAACAGGAUGGGUGCAUCAGUUGGAAUGAUGCAGUCGUGGAGCAAUAAUCGCGCCGCGAAAUAUCUUAUGCCUCUUCUUAGUAAAGAUAGGCGAAUGCUGGCAAUGGCGAAAGUUCAGGAAGAUGCAGAAGCGAAUGGGUUAGAAGUUCCAUUAAUAUUUUCCGAUAUUGAUGAAAAAUCUGGUCUACCAAAAAUAUUUGCACCUUCUCCUGAUAUCAAGGAAACAGUUAUGGAGGACUUAUUGCGUGAAAUAAGCGUGAAAGCACAAUCACUUGAAUCAAGUUCUCAGCGUGCACCCAUUCUUUAUGAUGGUACUACUCAAACCGAUACUACUAUUUGGUUAAUUAACUUUCUUAUAGAAAACGGAAUACAAACCGAUUUAGCUGAGUGUUUAAAUGAAUCAGUGCAAACAUUCCCGACACAACCCGAGGUCACUGAAGACGAAAGUCAAACAGAUGUAAGUUCUCCCCAGGAUACAAGGGCAGAUUCGUUUAAAUCAAUUCUUAAAUUUUUAUAUCGAGGAACAUUUGUCUGCUUAUCUGCUAAAGUUAGUAGACUAUUUAUCGCAGUAAUGGUACAGCGCCGUUCCGCUGAUCCGUCGGUACAAGUGUGGGAUAAAAUUGAUGAAUUAGAAGAUACAAAUGAAGAAGAUGAAGAAUCAAGUGAACGUCUCGACUGGAAUCCCGUUGAUGGAAUGCAUGCCGAAAAACAAAAACCAGUUCGAGCUCUAGCUAAAAUGUUUGAGAUUCGAUCGCAAAACUCUUUGCGCUCUGAAUCUCUCGCGCAAUAUCGCUUGAAAAGAAACAAAAGUUUAUCAAAAGAAAAAUCAAAAUCACCGAGACCUGGAAAAGAAAAACAGUAA